Molecule: messenger RNA, 810 nt
Organism: Hyaloscypha bicolor E
Lineage: Eukaryota; Fungi; Ascomycota; Leotiomycetes; Helotiales; Hyaloscyphaceae
Exons: 3
Coding region: 124-360 (78 amino acids)
Source: RefSeq, a predicted model, not a curated record
CAAUUUCUUACAUCCCAAUUCAAAGAUAUCCCUCAUACAUUCAGUUCUCCGAGUUUCAGUAUUUCAGGCAGACAACCCUAGCCCUUUCUCAUCCCGAUCACCCUUUCUCAAACUGCCCCCGCUAUGUGUAACAACGCAUUGCCAGCAACACCCGUACAGGUUAUUGAGGGGCAAUACCUGGAUCAGCAGAAGCUGAUGGCUCUGCUAAAGAAUGUCUAUGGCACGUCUGAAGAAGGCAAGAACAACUUCCGGGUUGAGCUCAGGCUCAACCGGUACAAGAUAUACCCCUCAGAGCAUGUUCGUAACGCAACUCUCACGGAGGUCCAGAUACAGGACUGCCGAGCGUACAGAAGACGGUAAUAUAAAUGAGAUCACCAGGAAAAGCAUCCACGAUUCACCAAGGACUUGGUUAGAGAGGCGUACUGGGGGAGCAUGGCAUAUUUUUUUGUCUGGUCAGCGAGCAUUUGUUAACAGGUUGCAUUCUGGGUGGAGCGUUGGAGUCUGGUACAGCUGUUGGUGCUGGAAAAGAACCUGGCCCUCCUUUACGAGCGCUUAAAUGUUUCGAAUGCUUCACUUCGUUUGCAGUAACUUCAUUCUGAUCACUUGAGCUUCAGCGGAACCCCAAGGCUGUAGCCUCCUCUUACAUUCUGUGAUGAGGCUGUUCCCAUGAACCCUCAGUGCGAACCACCACAGUUCGGAUUGCAUGUUGAUUCUCCAGUUCUUAUCAUGGAUUCCAACAGAAUCAAAAUCCUGUCACCAGGUUUGGUUUUCAUUCGCCUUCAAUCAAUUUGGUGUAAUGUCUCAUUUGCA